Molecule: messenger RNA, 4784 nt
Organism: Epinephelus moara (kelp grouper)
Lineage: Eukaryota; Metazoa; Chordata; Actinopteri; Perciformes; Serranidae
Gene: nbr1a
Product: NBR1 autophagy cargo receptor a
Exons: 22
Coding region: 114-3344 (1076 amino acids)
Biological process (GO): macroautophagy
Cellular component (GO): phagophore assembly site
Molecular function (GO): ubiquitin binding
Source: RefSeq, a predicted model, not a curated record
UUUUCUAGACGCAGCUGACGAUGUAAACAAGAAAAGACAGUCGAGGGCAACAGGGAUCAAACAGGCCGGUGUCACCGCAAAUGAUCGCCACUAUAUGCUCAUAAACGGCUGACAUGGGGCUGCCUGUGACGAUUAAAGUCAACUUCCGGGGCAACGUGAAGAGAUUUCUGGCUCAGGAUUUGGACAAACUGGAGUGGGAGUCCGUUGAAGCCUGGAUCAAAGCGUCUUUUGGGAUCAACCACUUUCAAGUCAAAUACUUUGACGAGGACAAUGAAGAGAUUUGCAUCAACAGUCAAGAUGAAUAUGAAGAAGCCAUCAAGAGUGCAGAGAAGCAGGGGAACCAGUUGCACAUGAACGUGUACAAGAUGAAAGGACAGGCCUGCGGAGGUCCGCUGAAGACGGAGGUGAAGGAGCUGAAAGGAGACCUCCGGCCCGCUCCUCCUUAUCCAUCCAGGGUCAAGACGGUGGACAAAGGCACACAGGUCACUCCGGAGAGAGAAGCUGUCCCAGUAAAGGACAACAAGGGGAGCAAGCCAGAAGAUGAGCCGCCUCCCAUGUGGUUUAGAUCGUACAUGGAGAAGUUCAAAGACGAGGUGGUGAAAGAGGUGGUGGAAAGGAUGUGCAGUGACUUCUCUGGCCAGUGUUGCACCCACAAGUCAUCUGAUGGGCCCCUCGAGGCCAGCGGGGCCAGCGGCGGCCCUAUAGGGCCCAGGCCGGGACCCUCCACCUCAAAUGGAUCCCUUGGCUACACGCCAAACUGCAGCAGCUGCAACAAACUCACCUCUGAAGGGGCCUACAAGUGCAGUGUGUGCCCGUCCUGCAUCCUGUGUGAGAUGUGCAGACAUAGCCAUGACCCCAGCCACAACCUCGUGAGAACCAAGACACCUCUCUCCAUCCCUGAGCAUGGAAUGUCGGGAGAGUUGAGGUUCCCAAGGCGAGGAGACAGGACAGUGCGCAAGGCCGAGAGACAGCGCCUCAAAGCUGAAAGGAGGCAGCUAAGAGCUGAAGUGAAGGAAAUCAAGAAGAAACUGAGACUGGAGAAGAGGGGGCUGCAGUGGAGCGGGCCCUCUACCUCAGGCAGAGCCAACCUGACAAACAUGGCCUCCGCGUCCACCCAGGUCCCAGCCCUGCCUCCCCCUGCUGCCUCAGAUACAGCCUCAGGUCCAGCCCCAGCCCAAGGUCCCAUCCCCGCCCCGGUCCCUGAUCCCCAGGCCUCCAGUCCAGAGGGUCCUGGGGUCUCGCACACGUCCUUGGUUCCCACUAUGGCUGCCUUGUUUCUGGAUGAAAAUCUGCCGGACGGCACCCGUCUGGAGCCUGGCACCAAGUUCAUCAAAUACUGGAAGAUGAGGAACUCGGGCACUAUCAGCUGGACCUCAGAGACUAAGCUAGUGUUCAUGUGGGGAAACCUCGGCCUGGCGUCAGAGGAGAAGAGGGAGGUGCCAGUCCCCUUGCUGCUGCCCGGACAAGUGGGAGUGGUCAGUGUGGCCUUUGUCGCUCCCGUGAUGGAGGGGACGUACACCUCCCACUGGCGGCUGGCGCACUGCGGGUGUCAGUUUGGCCCGCGUGUCUGGUGCAGCAUCGUGGUCGACCCCGGUGACGGCCGCAAUGCGCUGGGGCAUCUGAGCAAACGACUGCAGAAGGAGGAGGCGAGGCCUGUAGGGAAGGAGAAGGAGGUAAGAUCCAAGGACAGUGGCCCCGGCUUGUCUGUAGACGUGAACCAUGAGGACUACUACUUCCCCUCAGUCGACCUGCUGACUGCACAGGAUCUUCUGUCGUUUGAGUUGUUGGAUAUAAAUAUUGUACAAGAGUUGGAGAAGGUUCCUAACAACACUCCUGUGGAUCUGACUCCCUGCAUAUCCCCUCUGCCCCAUGAUGCACCAGUGCUUGAGAAGGCGAUCAUUUCACAGAUGAAAGAAGACGCAGAGGUCACAGGAGUCAGGAAACUUUUUGGAGUGAAACUGAGGCAGCAGAGGGAGCUGCUGGAGCCUGUGACCCAGGAGGAGGACAGAGAGGAGGAGAUCAGCGGAGCCCAGUUCCUCUGCGAGACGGUCAUCCGCUCCCUCACCCUGGAGGAGGCCCCCGAUCACAGACCUCUGCGCAGAGCCCAGCACAGCAGCCACAAACCACAGGUUGUUUCCCGGGGCACCAGCUUUUGCUUCGAGAGAGCUGUAGAGGCCGAGAAGAUCGCGACGGUACAAGAAGGAAAUGAGGAGAUCUGCGCCGUUAGACUUGAGAGCUCAGCUCUGCCUCUCAACACAGGCCUCAACCAGAUCACCCAGCAUGAGAAGACAAGGCCAGUUAUUGUGCUGGAACCAGCGAAUGAAAACCUGCAUAUCAGUUCACAUCACGAUAACGAGGACGAAGAGGUCAUGGUACUAAAUGACAUGCAGAACAUGAGGCGUAUUCAAGAGGAGAAAGAGGAGGGUGGAGCCAAAGGAGAAGACUGGGAGGAGGUCAGCAGCCAGACCUCCUCAGUCUCCUCCUGCGAUGAUUACAUCAUUGUCCUCCCAGACUGCUUUGACACCAGCCGGCCUCUUGGUGAGUCCAUGUACAGCUCCGCCAUGUCGCAGCCUGACACUGCUGCUGCUGCUAACAUGACCUCAGAGGACCCAGACGUGCAGCAGGAGGAAGAGGAAGGCUUCCACUCCGAGGCAGGCGGGGCAGCACCGCUGGGAGAGAGGCAGGAGAGGACGGAGGUGGUGGAUGCGGAGGAUUCAUCUGUGAACACGUGGCCUCCGCCCCUCCCUCCCACCCACAGCAGUGUGAACCAGAUGCUGUUUGCCUCCCAAACCCUGGACGCUGUGACACUCACCCCUGAGGUGGUGCCACCGCCGGUGCUGCCCGACCCCCUGCUGCCCCCACCGGCCCUGUACUCACCCAGGUCUGAGGCACUUUACCUGGCCGAGGACCCCAGUCCUCCAGCCUGUGAUCCGUACGAGCCGCACCAACCAAGAGUCCACCUAAAUGUAUCAUCUGGUCUGUCACGAUCAGCAGGCUCAGCAUCCAGUGCCUUUGAGACAUAUAACCCCAGACCCAGCAACGCUCUGCAGCCAAGGGGCCAAGGAGGCAUCACAGAGGGACUCGUCAAGGGGGCUCUCUCUGUGGCAGCGUCCGCUUAUAAAGCUCUCUUCACUGGACCAAACUGCUCAAUACAGCGAGGCAUCGACCCCGCUACCAGACAGGACCCGUCCCUGAUGGCGAUGCUGCUGGAGAUGGGCUUCAGAGACCAGCGGCUCAACCAGCGGCUGCUGAGGAAGCACGGCUACAGCCUGCUGCACACCGUCAACGAGCUGGUGCAGAUGGCCGAGGACAGCCAGAACAAAGCUGUCAACACUCAGCACUGAGGGAGAGAGGAGACGCUGACGGCCACUGUGAGGCUGUAAAAAAACAAAAAAGGAAUUUAUUUGACUUUGAAACAUGAUGUAAAGAGAAUAUUUAGAUUCUGACCUGUGUGUCUCUCACCCUCUCCGGUGUCUGGAUUUAUUUUGAAUUAUUUAAAGAAGAGAAAAAGUAAAGCUAUUAAUGAUCUGUGCAAUCGAUUGAUUUUUCCAAAGGGUGGUUAGUUUAUUUGGACCAAGAGUUAAUGAUAAUAAGACUGCAGUGUCUCUUAAUGUGGUACAAAAAUAAAAGCAUUUAUUUCUUGUUCAUUAGAGAGAAAGGAAUGCCUUUGCCUUUAAUCCAGCUUCGACAUUUUGACAGAUUAACCACAUACACACGUGUAAAUGAUAUGAAUAGUGAACCUUUGCCAUGCCUUGUUUACCUGGGGCCACAGAGCCUUACGUGUCGGUCAAAAGGAGCAGGAGCUGUAGUCUCGACGGGACAAACGUGUUGCAUUUCAGCUCUCCAUCUGUAGUGUCUGUAUGGCUGUUGUAGCUGCUUCCUCUGCGCUGAAAAAUAAAUGUCUUAGGACAGGGCUCGGCUAGAUUCUUCUCACAAAUACAGCAAUGGAAAUUAAUAUCGUUGAAUGUCACAAAAAGAUAGAAAUGGAGAGCCAGCUCUCGUUCAAGGCGACGCUACUGAGUAUCCUGGGUGUUAAGGGUCAGCGGUGCGGUAGUGAGAACAGCAAAAUAUUUAAGACUUUUCUCAAUUUAUCGUAGUGAAAUCUGCCUAAACAAUGCAAUCUUUUUCUGUAUCAGAGUACUGUUAUUUUAGACGUUGACAUGUGGAAUGUAUACAAAAACUGUCUGAACGGAUCACUGUUCAGACUCGGAUGUUUUCUACUGCUUUUUAGGAGACACCUGCAUGACAGGUAGAGGCUUUAGAGAUGAGUCGUGUUCUCGUGGUCUUAGCACAGUCACGGUAGAAAAUGUCCGCUUUGCGUCAUCGAUCAACACCCCGCCCUUCCUCCCUCUUGCCCUGCCUGCAUCCAACUAGCACAGUCAUCUUAACACUAACCCAAGCUGAGAUGUCUCUAACAACACAUUCCUCACUCUCACGGUGGAACCAAGUCUGUUUUAUUUCCUUACAUUGCCUUUAUGAGUCAUGAUUAUCAGUUUACUGAGAUAUACACGUGGUGAUUUUACAUUUGUGGUGUGAGUGUGCAGAUUUAAGUUAAUGUCUGUUGUUUUGAAUUAUUCCUCCUAUGUGUUUGUGUGUGAGUGUGUGUGAGGAUUUUUUGAACCAUGUUUUCUUUCUGUUGUUGAUCGUCCAUGUUUUGAAGAAUCAUGCUCUAGAGAAUAAUUCUGAAUAUAUCUGCUAUGCUUGUCAAAUUAUUCCUCUGUCACAGAGUGUAUACAUUAAAUUCCCUUCUACUGUCAAUCCGCCAAUAAACUAUUUGCACACCG